AUGUCUAAGGUCCACGCGUGCGAUAUCUCUGUCUUCUUCAUCGUGUCGUUGAAAAUUAUAGGCUGUUACGUAGAUUCGAACGGUCUUGACGUUUCUGCAGAGACCGCUACCAGGCCGCCGCCACCAAAGCCUGGAAGAUUUGUUGAGGGGAAAAGUAUCCCUUUUGGACCUACUUUUGGAUCAAUGGAUCAGAAAUCAAUUCUGAAAGCAAAAAUUAUAAUUGAUCAGCUAUUUGCUGUCAGGCGAAAGUUGGAGUAUCCGUCUCUUGUUCAACUUCCUCUGGCCUCCUCUGCCGGAAUCGGGAAAUCCCACCGCAUCGUCUCAAAUCGUAACAAAUUCGAGGGAAACAGUGUACAGUGCACAAAGGAAGCAUCGAAUAUUUCCAUUCAAAUUAAUACAAAGGGAAACAACGUGGUUGUACGUGAAAAAAGGGCUCGAAGAAGCCUGCGACUACGGCGUGAGGAGUUCGCGGGGCCCUCCUCAGAAAGAAGGGGCUCCGCACGAGAAGGGGCACGUAAACGUACCCCUGGACCCGUCGUGGUGUUGUCCGCCGGGGGUGGCGGUGGCGGCGGGGGUGGAGGUGGGUGCAGACGACGUGAUUUGGAACGACGCGGGGCAGGAGGUCGAGGGGCUCCCUGCCUUGCCACCAUCAGCUCCUCUGUUGCGGGGAGCGCUGGGGGUUGUGGCCCUGUGGUGGGGCUCCCCUCCUAUAAAAAACGUCAAGGUAGCGGUACCACCUGGGGUCGAGGUAGCCGUGGACGUGGCAGGGAUCGCGGGGGCGGCGCGAAUCUCAUCGGUUCAGGCGUCGCCCCCGCGAAUUACUCUUCAGCAUUGCAAGGCGUAGCGCCUGAACUACGGGAAGUUGUGAAUAUCCUUGGUGAAAGGAAUCAAGUUGGCACACUAACGGGCGUGGGACCACCACCGGAAGCUUUGGACAACGACAGCCAGGGUGACGAGGAAGAAGGUACCACCAUCAAAAGGCCGCCCAGACCACUCUACAGGAGGCUGAUCAAUUACAUCCGACAGGCUUGGACCGGCGUCAAAUUCGCUCUAGACUCUGAAUACGAAGAGGAACAGACGCCACGAUACAGACCUGACUCUUUGGCGAGUCUUUGUCGGGCAACAAGAUUCACCGAGGCAGAGCUGAAGAGAAUAUAUCGUGGCUUCAAGGCAGAAUGUCCCACGGGAGUCGUCAGGGAGGAAACUUUCAAGUGCAUCUACUCACAGUUCUUUCCGCAAGGAGCCAAUACUAGUCAGUACGCCCAUUACGUUUUCAACACCUUGGACCAGGAUCAUAGUGGUAUUCUCAGUUUUGAGGACUUUGUGAUUGGCCUCAGUAUACUGUCGCGUGGUUCUAUCGACGAGAAACUACGCUGGACGUUUUCCCUUUACGAUAUCAACGGCGACGGCUGUAUCACGAGAGAAGAAAUGACGGACAUCGUGACAGCCGUAUACGAGCUGAUGGGGAAAUUCGCUGAUCCAAAUCUGGAUCACCAGGGCGUACGUGAGAAAGUAGAUCGAAUGUUCCAGAAGAUGGACGGUAACAAGGACGGCGUGGUGACGUUGUCAGAAUUUUUAGAAGCUUGCCAAGCGGAUCCGGAUAUCUCCACGAGUAUGGCAGCAUUAGACACGGCCUUCUGACACUCGGCGCGACCACGAUACACUCCAUGGACCUGAAGAGAUUACUCGACGUUUUCUUUUUCGGAAUAAAUCGCUCAACGUUGUACCUUACCUUCUGGACCAGAUGCAUUUCUCCUCAAGGUGUAUCACGAAGAUCUCGAGCGACAACGAGAGUCAUCGUGAAUUUCAAAAGGGGGAUUUGGUCGACUCGUUCUUCAGAGGAAACAGCACACACAUUUGUCUCUUACAACUCGGUAGGAAAGAAAAGAAUGAUCGAGGAGUAAAAAGGUCGCGUCACAAGACACCCGGAAACUGUGUCUAAAAGUCGACCCAGAGAAAAGAAUAGAGAUUGUUCUUUCGAGAAUCCGUAGUUCUAGUUCUACGUAUGCGUACCGCUAGACGAGAAAGGGUUAGUUGAACGAGAAUUUAUUAAAAACCAAAAAAUUACCAAAAAAAAAAAUAAAGUAACGCAGAAGAACGAUAUUAACAUGGUUGUUAGUAGUUACGAGUGGAUAAUUAUUGUUACGAACUUGUAGUUCGUUUUUA
This is a messenger RNA of Osmia lignaria (orchard mason bee), 2166 nucleotides long. The record is from RefSeq and is a predicted model, not a curated record. NCBI's taxonomy places the organism in Eukaryota, Metazoa, Arthropoda, Insecta, Hymenoptera, Megachilidae.